Molecule: messenger RNA, 3489 nt
Organism: Metarhizium brunneum ARSEF 3297
Lineage: Eukaryota; Fungi; Ascomycota; Sordariomycetes; Hypocreales; Clavicipitaceae
Source: RefSeq, a predicted model, not a curated record
AUGGCAGUUCCGCAGCAGCCUCUCACCUUUAACGAUGUCUUCGAGGAUGAGGAUGUUGACGAGCCCAAGGCCGCCAACUCGGUUCACCACAUCCGAGCCAACUCGAGCAUCAUGCAGCUGAAGAAGAUUCUGGUUGCCAACCGUGGUGAAAUCCAGGCCGACGAGGCCUACGUUAUCGGAAAGCGUGGCCAGUAUACCCCUGUCGGAGCCUAUCUGGCCGGAGACGAGAUUAUCAAGAUCGCUGUUGAGCACGGUGCUCAAUUGAUCCACCCUGGGUACGGUUUCUUGUCAGAAAAUGCUGAAUUUGCCCGAAACGUCGAGAAGGCUGGCCUCAUUUUUGUCGGCCCCCAACCCGAUGUCAUUGAUGCGCUUGGCGACAAGGUCUCGGCCCGCAAGCUCGCCAUCGCCGCUGAUGUCCCUGUUGUUCCUGGCACCGAAGGUGCUGUUGCCAAGUACGAGGAGGUCAAGGCCUUCACUGACAGCUAUGGCUUCCCCAUCAUCAUCAAGGCUGCCUAUGGUGGCGGUGGCCGGGGUAUGCGAGUCGUCCGCGACCCCGAGUCCCUAAAGGAGAGCUUCGAGCGUGCCACCUCCGAGGCCAAGUCCGCCUUUGGAAACGGAACCGUCUUUGUCGAGCGAUUCCUCGACAAGCCCAAGCACAUUGAGGUCCAGCUGCUUGGUGAUAACCAUGGCAACAUUGUUCACUUGUACGAGCGUGACUGCUCUGUCCAGCGAAGACACCAAAAGGUUGUCGAGAUUGCCCCUGCCAAGGAUCUUCCCGCUGAGACCCGCGAUGCCAUCCUGGCCGAUGCUGUCAAGCUGGCCAAGUCUGUCAACUACCGCAAUGCAGGCACUGCGGAGUUCUUGGUCGACCAGCAGAACCGAUACUACUUUAUUGAGAUCAACCCCCGUAUCCAGGUCGAGCACACCAUCACUGAAGAAAUUACUGGCAUCGAUAUCGUCGCCGCCCAGAUCCAGAUUGCCGCUGGUGCUACCCUUUCCCAGCUCGGACUGACCCAAGACCGCAUCUCUACCCGUGGUUUUGCCAUCCAGUGCCGUAUCACCACCGAAGACCCCGCUGAACAGUUCCGCCCAGAUACUGGCAAGAUCGAGGUCUACCGAUCUGCCGGUGGUAAUGGUGUCCGUCUUGACGGUGGCAACGGAUUUGCUGGCGCCGUCAUUACUCCUUACUACGACUCCAUGUUGGUCAAGUGCACAUGCCACGGCUCAACAUACGAAAUCGCCCGCAGAAAAGUCCUCCGUGCCUUGAUAGAGUUCCGUGUCCGUGGUGUCAAGACCAACAUCCCCUUCCUGGCCUCCCUACUUACCCACCCCGUCUUCAUUGACGGCAACUGCUGGACUACCUUUAUUGAUGAUACCCCCGAGCUGUUUGAUCUCGUUGGAAGCCAGAACCGUGCCCAGAAGCUGUUGGCCUAUCUUGGCGACGUGGCCGUCAACGGCAGCUCCAUCAAGGGACAAAUUGGCGAGCCUAAGCUCAGGACCGAGAUCAUUCUCCCUGAGCUCAUCGCAUCCGAUGGCCAGAAGGUUGAUGUCAGUCAGCCCUGCCAGAAGGGAUGGAGGAACAUUCUUGUUGAGCAGGGCCCUAAGGCCUUUGCCAAGGCUGUUCGGGAAUACAAGGGCUGCCUGCUCAUGGACACCACCUGGAGAGAUGCCCACCAGUCUCUGCUUGCCACUCGUGUCCGAACCGUGGACCUGUUGAACAUUGCCAAAGAGACCAGCCACGCCAUGUCUAACCUCUACAGUUUGGAAUGCUGGGGUGGUGCUACCUUUGAUGUUGCCAUGCGAUUCCUCUAUGAGGACCCUUGGGACCGUCUCCGCAAGAUGCGAAAGCUUGUUCCUAAUAUCCCGUUCCAGAUGCUUCUGCGUGGUGCCAAUGGUGUUGCCUACUCCUCUCUGCCAGACAAUGCUAUUGAUCAUUUUGUCGAGCAGGCCAAGAAGAACGGUGUUGAUAUCUUCCGUGUCUUUGAUGCUCUGAACGAUAUUGACCAGCUCGAAGUUGGUAUCAAAGCCGUGCAAAAGGCCGGUGGUGUUGCCGAAGGAACAGUGUGUAUUUCGGGAGAUAUGCUGAACCCCAAAAAGAAGUAUAACCUGGAGUACUACCUGGAUUUGGUUGACAAGUUGGUCAAGCUUGACAUCGACGUUUUGGGCAUCAAGGAUAUGGCUGGUGUUCUCAAGCCUCACGCCGCCACUCUUCUGAUCGGAUCUAUCCGCAAGAAGUACCCUGAUCUCCCCAUCCACGUCCACACCCACGACUCUGCUGGCACGGGUGUCGCUUCCAUGGUUGCUUGCGCCAAGGCCGGUGCCGAUGCCGUUGACGCCGCCACUGACAGCUUGUCUGGCAUGACUUCUCAGCCUAGCAUCAACGCUAUCCUGGCCUCUCUCGAAGGCACUGGCUUGGAGCCUGGUCUGGACGCCCGCCAGGUUCGCGCCCUCGACACAUACUGGUCGCAGCUUCGUCUACUCUACUCUCCCUUCGAGGCUCACCUUGCAGGUCCCGAUCCCGAGGUCUACGAGCACGAGAUUCCUGGUGGUCAGCUCACCAACAUGAUGUUCCAGGCCUCCCAGCUUGGUCUGGGCUCCCAGUGGCUCGAGACCAAGAAGGCCUACGAACACGCCAACGACCUUCUUGGUGAUAUUGUCAAGGUCACCCCAACCUCCAAGGUUGUGGGUGAUCUUGCCCAGUUCAUGGUUUCCAACAAGCUGUCCGCUGAGGACGUCAAGGCCCGUGCCUCGGAACUUGAUUUCCCUGGCUCCGUUUUGGAAUUCCUGGAGGGCCUUAUGGGCCAGCCAUACGGAGGGUUCCCCGAGCCCCUUCGCUCUGAUGCUCUGCGUGGCCGCCGCAAGCUCGACAAGCGUCCUGGCUUGUUCCUCGAACCCGUCGACUUCCCCAAGGUCAAGAAAGACCUCGCCAAGAAGUAUGGUGCUCCCGUCACUGAAUGUGAUAUCGCAUCCUACGUCAUGUACCCCAAGGUCUUCGAGGAUUACAAGAAGUUCCAGCUGCAGUAUGGCGACUUGUCUGUCCUGCCAACCCGGUACUUCCUCACCAAGCCCGAGAUUGGCGAAGAGUUCAACGUCGAGCUCGAGAAGGGCAAGGUCCUCAUCCUCAAGCUUCUCGCUGUUGGCCCUCUCAGCGAGAAUACCGGCCAGCGUGAGGUCUUCUUCGAGAUGAAUGGCGAGGUUCGACAGGUCGCAGUCCUUGACAACAAGGCUGCCGUGGAGAACAUUAGCCGACCCAAGGCCGAUGCAAGCGACUCCAGCCAAGUCGGUGCCCCCAUGUCUGGCGUUCUUGUUGAGCUCCGCGUACACGAGGGCUCCGAUGUCAAGAAGGGCGACCCGUUGGCUGUCCUGUCAGCCAUGAAGAUGGAAAUGGUCAUCUCAGCUCCCCACAGCGGCAAGGUCGCAAGCCUCCAGGUCAAGGAGGGCGACUCAGUCGACGGUUCGGACCUAGUGUGCAGAAUCACAAAAGCCUAG